CCAAGGUAGACAACAACCUAAACUAUUUUGCCGGGGCCCAAUCAAAGUAGAUAACCUUUGAGUCAAUUUCCAGAGGCCCAAUCAAAGCAGACAACAGCCUUCGAACCUGUUUUCCCUCAAGCCCGUAACAAACUGUUCCACAGCCACAGAAAAAACUUCCCACCAGCAAAAUCAAAACCAUCUUUCGCAAGCACUCUUUCACAGCUCCUGUCGUCACCCACAUCACCGCCGUCAAUGGUGCUUUCUGCUUUAAUUCUGCUUCCCUUCCUUCUCCUCCUACUCUACUUCAUAGUCCGUCCUCGUCCCGUGAACAUCCCAAUCAAAAACCGCUACGUGUUCAUAACAGGGGGGUCAAGCGGCAUCGGGCUAGCCUUAGCCCAUCAGGCGGCUUCCCAGGGAGCCCGAGUAUCCCUCUUAGCUCGCUCUCUUACCAAACUCGAAGAAGCGAAAAAAUCGAUUCGCCUUUCCUCCGGAGUCGACGUUUCGAUCUUUUCUGCUGAUGUUCGUGACUACAACGCCGUUCAGAGGGCGGUUAACGAUGCGGGACCCAUCGAUGUUUUGGUGGUUAACCAGGGAGUUUUUGUGCCUCAGGAGCUGGAGAAGCAGGAAUUGGAUGAGGUCAGGUUUAUGAUAGAUGUGAAUUUGAUAGGGAGUUUUAAUGUCAUCAAAGCUGCCUUGCCGUUGAUGAAGGUGAGGAAGGAUCGUGAACCUACCUCCAUCGCUCUUAUCUCUUCCCAAGCUGGUCAGGUGGGAAUUUAUGGUUACACAGCGUACUCCGCCAGUAAAUUUGGGCUCCGUGGAUUAGCAGAAGCAUUGCAACAGGAGGUUAUUGCAGAUAAUGUCCAUGUCUCUGUUAUAUUCCCACCAGAUAUCGAGACCCCUGGUUUUGAGCAAGAAAAUAAAGUUAGACCUGAGCUCACUAAUAUUCUAGCAGCCUCCUCUGGUUUAAUGAAAGCUGAUGAAGUUGCCAAGAAAGCUUUAGAUGGCAUCAAAUCUGGAAGUUUCGUUGUCCCUUGCAACUUUGAGGGGCACAUUCUCGCUAUAGCGACUGCCGGUUUGUCCCCUCAAAGAUCUUUCUGGAUGGCAUCCAUUGAGGUGGUUUUUGCUGGUUUAUUUCGUCUUAUAGGUUUAUUUUUCCAAUGGAACUGGUAUGGGAGCAUAGAAAAGUGGCAUGCAAAGAAAAAUGAGACAUAGAAUUCCCUGGUGCUUGUUAUGGAUCAGUGUUCCUUCCGGCAUCCGUUGCUUACUUCUAAGAUCUCAUGGAUAUGGAUCUUUGACUAAUAACUAGUUUCAGCAUUCAACAUUCAGGAACUGAAGUUCUCCCAAACUCUCCAUCUAUGUUUCUGCACAUUGCAACCAAUGCCAUGUUGAAUAGAUCAGAGACCUUAAUUGUUUCAAUCCGACUUUCGAAUUGGCUAUUGCUGAAUUAGCUAUUGCUAGAAGUGAAAUGUAGCCAAAAUUUGAAAAAGCGAAUAGCUACAACCAUUAUUCAUUGGAUUACAUUGGAAAGUUAUAGUGUGUUUCAGAACUUGUCACCCGAAUCUUGAGAUGUAUCUUGUUUCCAAAUAUUACAGGCUUUUAGUCAAGACUUCAAGAGAACUGUCUUGUACCUCAAAUAAACAAUUAUAGGCUAUUUGCUCUUUAUGUCACCCAUAUUUAAUCACAGCAACCAUGGUUAUUCUUGUAGUACAAGUAUGCUUCUUGGCCGAGACGAAACAUAAAAUGGGAAAGUAAGAUCAAAAGUUAGGACAUAGUUUCUUAACAGUUUGCUGAAUCUGGUUUUGUGUUUUGUCAAUUUGAUCCAACUUCGACGCUGAGACAGCUUUUCCUGGGGACAACACGCGUUAAGACACUAUGCUCUUCAGAAGUCAUGGGUUAACAAAAUCUUGCAAAAUUUUGAUCUCUAGCGCCCAUCACUUGUAUUUAUAACCAGAAAACUCUCUGAAAGUAAAGGUUUGAGUUUUCUAAUGUCAGAGUUUCGGUGGGAUAGAAAUUGGUAAAGCCAGGGCACGAGAUGGGACCAAAAAGAAUUUGAAAAGAAGUUUCUGAUGGAAUAUGAGGAUGAUCUUCUGCGAUCUUGCAGGAUGGGAUGAUCUUCUGCUAUCAUGCAGGAUGGGAUGAUCUUCUGCUAUCAUGCAGGAUGGGAUGUUGGAUUUGAAGGAUUCAAUAACCAAUUAUGAAACGUAAAUUGGGUCGAACAAAGGACUGGAAUAUCAAAAUGCCAUGAUUCACAAUGAAACAGGGUAAUAUCAUAUUGGUUUACUUUGCAAUUGAUAGUUCUUUUAGCCUCUUUUUGUUUAGAAUUUGAGGGUGUACCUGGCUGCGAUGAUGCAGCCAGACUUUAUAGCAGUACAUAUGUAUUUUGUAACUUGGUAAAUGGUAUUGGUACUUGGUA
This is a messenger RNA of Durio zibethinus, 2395 nucleotides long. NCBI's taxonomy places the organism in Eukaryota, Viridiplantae, Streptophyta, Magnoliopsida, Malvales, Malvaceae. The record is from RefSeq and is a predicted model, not a curated record.